AUGAAGAGCCUCACUGUUUUAUUGCUGGCCGGCCUGGUGGCGGCGUCUUCCGCCGGUAGUCUUUCUCGGCAGAUCGAAGCCGCCAUGGACAAGUGGGACGACUACAAGGAAAUGUAUGGUGAGUUGCUUAGAAGACGUCGGGGCAGGAAAAAGAGUCCACGGUUGCAGAAAAGGAGUACGAAGAAGGUGAAGAGCAGGACUACAUGGAGGCCUUCGUCAAGAACGUCAUUCACAUCGAUAAUCACAACCGCGAGCACCGUCUUGGUCGCCGCACGUUCGAGAUGGGCCUCAACCACAUCGCUGACCUCGUCAGUUUGUUCUCUUUUUGAAUGAGUUCAUGAGAUCACGAGAACCAUAAUGCCUCUUCGUUGCUGGUGAAAUAGAUAUUUUUACUCGCUUUUUUCAGAAUGAAAAAAAAUAUUUUUAAAAAAGUAACUGAAAAAAGAGGUACUAAAUGAUUAUUUUUUUGAAAUUCUUCUGAGUGUCGGGUUGAAAAUAGAGCUAAAGUAGGAAAUGGAUCUAGAAAACCCUCGCCGAAGUCCCAAAAAAAACGACCGACGUCUUUUUUUCAGCCUUUUUGGACAAAAUAUUUAUCAAAAUCAUCAGAAUCUAGAGUAUUUUUUUAGUUUUUUUGUUUUUGUUUCAUAGAAAUAUGACUUUGUCUUUUACUGCCAAGUAGAUGCUUUCGCAAUGUUCUUUGGACGAGCAGACACUGGCUUUUGGCGUUAUCAAUAGGAGGAGGUCAAACUGAUAAAGCCUGCGCGUCUGCGGCUUCGGCUAUCACUCAUUAUCAGGCGACAUGUUUGCCGGCUCGUGCUGGCCGCUGUGCGAAUCAGAGCCAUUCCAAAGGACGUUAAUGAACGUCAAACAGCUGAAGCGACAACUGUCAGUUACGACAGAUAUCUCGUGACUAUCAGCUGAUGUCAAAAGACAGCCAGUCGUUCCUUGCAUAAACACGUUCUUUUGGUUCCAUUCUUUCAAAACUUUGGCCCCAGAAGUCGGAAAUUGUGAAAUCUUAAGUUUUUUUUGGGAUGAGUUUUUCUUUUCUUAAUCGAAGAGUAAGCACUCUUUUGUCAGUCAGUGCUUCUCAUCAAAAACUUUUUUAUGGGAUGCAAAAAUAAAGGUUAUCGCUCAAAUGCCUUUGAAAUUUCGACACCUAGUUGUUGAAAGAAACACGAUGAACAUUCUAUUCACUAACCUGCGAAAAAUGACGCAAAAAAUUUUAGGCUUCGCCGCUUCGAAUUUAUUUUGAUACGGCUGAAAGAUUCUUUUUUGGCCUAUCCUUUUCAGCCCAAAGAACACUGAAUAUUUGGAAACGUAAAUAAAAAUGAAAAAUUCGGGAAAGAUUCUCCUUCAAAGAAAGAUUUUCAGCCCUUCUCGCAAUAUCGCAAGCUGAAUGGCUUCCGCCGUGUCUUCUCGGACCGCCGCCAGAAGAACUCCUCGACUUUCUUGGCUCCAUUCAACGUCCAGGUCAGAAACAGUUUAGUGACGAUGGUUAGGAUGGAUUGCAGGUCCCUGACGAGGUUGACUGGCGCGAGAAAGGACUCGUCACCGACGUCAAGAACCAGGGAAUGUGCGGAUCGUGCUGGGCGUUCUCUGCCACCGGCGCCCUCGAAGGACAGCAUGCCCGGAAACUCGGCUCUUUGGUCGGUCUUUUCACGACUUUUUUGACUUGCAGUAGUUUUUUCAAAGAUUUUGUUUAUGACUACCUGUUAUACAAAAAGAAAGGUGAUGGACUAUACAUUUAUAGGUAAAGAAAUAAUAGUAAAACAUUUUUAUUAUUUUCAUAGCUAUAAAAAAGCAUUUCAGGUCUCACUCUCUGAACAGAACCUGGUCGACUGCUCCACCAAGUACGGCAACCACGGCUGCAACGGCGGCCUCAUGGACUUCGCCUUCGAGUACAUCAAGGACAACAAGGGCGUCGACACCGAAGACUCCUACCCCUACAAAGGCCGCGACAUGAAGUGUCACUUCAACAAGAAGACGAUCGGCGCCGACGACGCCGGCUACGUUGACCUGCCUGAAGGCGACGAGGAGAAACUCAAGGUGACUGGUGGAGCCUCGCUUGACGUCACUCUCGAACUUUCAGAUCGCAAUCGCCACCCAGGGCCCUAUUUCCGUCGCCAUCGACGCCGGACAUCGCAGCUUCCAGCUUUACAAGAAAGGUACACUCAAUUUGAACAAAAACUGCAUCAAUGAUUUCGAAAAGCUAUUUGUUAUUCUCAGCGAAUUCGAGAUAGAAGUUUGGUGCUUAAUGGACUCUUAUCGCACUGAUAAGUAUUUUCUGGUCUAGUAUCGAAUCCUCUUAUGACUAACUUCUUUUUUCUGAAUCGUCUCUGCUUCAUUGGCAAACGAAUACAAGUCCAUACGGAAAAUUUCAAAAUGACAAAGAAUAAGUUUCGAAAAAACUUAAUGUGGUGACACUGAGCUUUUAUCUGGAAAAAGUUUUCAGGGACUAGGAAUAACUUCUGAGAAUUUGGAGAGCAUUUUACGAAACUUAGCCAUAAUUCGAUUUAUAGGCGUGUACUACGAUGAGGAGUGCUCCUCGGAGGAGCUGGACCACGGAGUUCUGCUCGUUGGCUACGGUACCGACCCAGAGGCUGGCGACUACUGGCUCGUCAAGAACAGGUGAGUCGAGUGGAGCCGAUGUCGAUUGGACGGGGUUUUCAGCUGGGGAACCGGAUGGGGAGAGAAAGGCUACAUCAGAAUUGCUCGCAACCGCAACAACCACUGCGGCGUCGCCACCAAGGCCAGCUAUCCGCUCGUCUAA
Molecule: messenger RNA, 2770 nt
Organism: Caenorhabditis auriculariae
Lineage: Eukaryota; Metazoa; Nematoda; Chromadorea; Rhabditida; Rhabditidae
Source: the annotation of a GenBank genome assembly